AUGAGUGGCCAGCCUGAAAGCUGCGAAACGGAAGCUGGUGGUGAUUAUAUGCGAGUUGCUGAAAUUUUAGGUUGCUCACAAGUUGAGGAGGCGGGCGGCAUGCAGCGCUGCCCGUACAUCCACGAGAUGAAGGAGCGGCUGCUCAGCCAAACGUCGCACCCGGACCAGAUGUCGCUCGACGGCAUGGACAAGGACGUGCUGGAGGUGCACGGCGACCCCGCCGUGGGCACCAUCGUCAAGCUGAACCCCGACGGCUACGGCUCGCACACAUCGCCGGCGCAUCACUGCAGCCGCCAACACCUGGCCGACGACCUGUCGCCGCGCCCGCCCAAGAACGCCAAAAGUUCGAGAGUAGGUUUACCCGGACGACUUGGACCGCGAGAACCCGACCCCACGUCACUGACUCGCAAGUCCCGCGCCCUGGCUGCUGCGUUGUUCUCCUACGUCGCUCCUCCUCCGCCCGUGCGGCUGGCGCUGCGCGGCGGCGCGGAGCCCCGGGAGGGCCUUCCCCUCGCGGCCACGUCGCGACGGGAGCCCCGCGAAGGCCGGGGGCGGGGCGGCAGCGUAACCCGAGAGCCCGGGCGCGGCUCUGCGGUCGCCGCCGCCGCCGCCGCCGCCGCCGCGACGCGCCGUCGCUGGAGCGUGGCCGCGAGCAGGCGUUUUUGCCGUUUGAAGAUAAUUUAUGCUUUUGGACCAACUGGGAUAGGGCAAUCUGGGGAAGUGUACGCUGGGAGGAGAGCCCUGCUGGAGAUGGGGCGUGCUGGAGAUGGGGCGUGCUGGAGUGGGGGCGCCAAGGAGGUGGGGGGUGGGUCGAGGUGUGAUGGGGCAAGGCGAGAUGGGGCAGCUGAGAUCAGGCGAGGCAGAAGUGUGCAGGGUGCGGAGGCUUGGCGGGUUGAUGUAGGACGAGGUAAAGUUGUGUUGGGCGGCUUGGGAAAGGGUGACCGACGCCAGGUGGUGUUAUCGGACGUCAUCGAGUUGCCAAGUGCAGAUCCGUCUCCGCGCGGAGGAACCGAAGGGGAGUCGUGGCUGGCUACGAACCCCAACCCGUCGACGGGGCCGCAGCUGCGUUUACGGGCACCCGUUUCGCGCGCUGCUUCCGCCGCCGGCGCCGGAGACGGCCGUCGCCGCUCGCGGAAACGGAGAUUGCGCCACCCGCCGCAACGCGCGCUCUCUCCACCGCAGCAGCCGCAGCUUGCGCCCCCGCAGUAA
Messenger RNA from Gryllus bimaculatus (two-spotted cricket), 1209 nucleotides. NCBI's taxonomy places the organism in Eukaryota, Metazoa, Arthropoda, Insecta, Orthoptera, Gryllidae. The record is from the annotation of a GenBank genome assembly.